Molecule: messenger RNA, 3081 nt
Organism: Pecten maximus
Lineage: Eukaryota; Metazoa; Mollusca; Bivalvia; Pectinida; Pectinidae
Product: cAMP-dependent protein kinase regulatory subunit
Exons: 11
Coding region: 904-2316 (470 amino acids)
Biological process (GO): regulation of protein phosphorylation
Cellular component (GO): cAMP-dependent protein kinase complex
Molecular function (GO): cAMP-dependent protein kinase regulator activity
Source: RefSeq, a predicted model, not a curated record
AGGACAAUGUCUGGGAAAUUAAAUCAGCAAAUCUCGUCAGCAUAGCUCAGCAAAGCAUGCAAGCGUGUAUACACAUAUAUAUUCAUGCUGUGUGGUUUUAACACAGUUUCCAUGGCUGUACAUAAGUUGGGAUUAUUGUGAUUACCUAGUACUGGCAGUGUUGACAUAUAACUGAUGUAUCAUUGUUGGUACUUUCACAGCUGUUCCUGUAAUAAUUGAUAUUUCAUUUCACACAUCUGUGAAAUGUUACAGAGGAGAUUUUAGGCUGUUAGCUGUGUCCAUUUACACUGAAAACUCUGUCCAUUUAUGGAUAUAAACAUUUUCUUGGAAUUUUAGCGUGAUAGAUUUUUUGUAGAUUUGAUGUUGAGAAAGAUGAACAUGGUAUGUAAUGGAAAGUUGUGAUCAAUGAAAAUACUGUGUCCGUAUCUGAUGUAAACAACAUUUUCCGUCUACAAUCCUGGUGACUGGGUGUCCUCUCCAUGUGUAAUAUACAUCAAAAAUAUUGAUAAAAGAAGGAGUUGUUUGAUUUGACAACUGAACUGUUGCUGUUGGUGUAAGACCAGCUCCAUUGCAUACAUAUGUGUUAUGUGUAUUGACUGCAUGGAUCAGUGACAGUGUUAAGCUGCAGCAACAUCGAACUCUGGGAGAGGUUAAAGCUUAUGUUGCUUUUAUAAGUCAAUUAGUUGAGCAUUUAAGUCCAUCACAUUGUAACAAUUAUAGAGGGAUUUAUUGGAGAAUGAUCACUGUAGGAGUCCUUCCCUACCUUGGACGCCCUGGAUUGUAAAUGUAUCAGCUGUAUACCCAAGUGUCAGAGUUCGGGAUAUUGUCUUGAAUUCAUAGUGCUUUGGAUAUAUAUUUUCAAAUUUCUUCAAAACAUUUCUGUGUGUGUAGUAAGAUUUUACAAUGGGAAAUAAACUGCGAAAGUUUAGUCUGUCUGGAGGAGAAAAGGACGGUGAGCUUCAGGACCAGACAGGAACAUACAGUGUGGUGCAACAGACAGGAAACACACAAAGUACACAAAGUGUUCAGCCUCCACAAACAAAUACAAAUGUAGUGAAAACAACAUCAGCCACCAAACAGGAUGUGGAUAGGGAUGGUGAUGAUACUGGCUCUAGGUCAUUAGAUAGGUCUCUGGGGCAGGGAACUGGGAAGGUGGAAAAGGCAUCGGAGGAGGACGAUAUUAGCAGAAAACCUUUAGAAAGUAAAGAAAAGGUAACACCUGCCACAAAUGAAUCCGAAGAAGUUAUUGUUACUGAAGAUGUUUGUCAACAGAAAGAAGUUGGAAUAUCUGUCGAAAACGACACCUCAUUAGAAACUGGCCAAAAGACUUCUGCUCAAAGUACUGAAGCUAUAGGAGUUGAAGAGGAACAGAAAACCAAAAGUAAGUCAGCGACGCCCCCAAGUGAUGAGAGAGACGAAGAGAUAUCGCCAAACCUUAUGAUGACAAAACGAUCAAGAAGAGGUGCUUUCAGUGCCGAAGUUUACAAGGAAGAAGACGCUGCUCAAUAUGUCAAAAAGGUGGUACCAAAAGACUAUAAGACCAUGGCAGCAUUAUCAAAGGCAAUUGCUAGGAACGUACUCUUUUCACAUCUAGAUGAUAAUGAACGAAGUGAUAUUUUUGAUGCCAUGUUUCCAGUCCACCGUCAUUCUGGGGAAAUUAUUAUUCAACAAGGUGAUGAUGGUGAUAACUUCUAUGUGAUUGACCAGGGAGAAGUUGAUAUUUUUGUUAACAAUGAACAUGUGACAACAAUAGGAGAAGGAGGAAGUUUCGGGGAGUUGGCACUGAUAUAUGGAACUCCCAGAGCAGCCACAGUGAAGGCAAAGGGAGAUGUGAAACUUUGGGGCAUUGACCGAGACAGUUAUAGGAGGAUUCUUAUGGGAAGCACAAUAAGGAAAAGAAAGAUGUAUGAUGAAUUUCUUAGCAAAGUCUCUAUUUUAGAAAACCUAGACAAAUGGGAGCGCCUGACAGUGGCAGAUUCUUUGGAGCCUGUGGAGUUCGAGGAUGGUCAGGAAAUAGUUCGACAGGGAGAACCUGGUGAAGACUUUUUCAUCAUCACAGAGGGUCAAGCCGCUGUACUGCAGCGGAGAGCAGAGAAUGAGGAGGCAGUAGAAGUUGGUAGACUGGCCCAGUCAGACUAUUUCGGUGAAAUCGCUUUGCUGCUGGACCGCCCUCGUGCUGCCACAGUGGUGGCGCGAGGUAAGCUUAAGUGUGUCAAGCUUGACCGUACACGAUUUGAGCGUGUGCUUGGACCAUGUUCAGACCUCCUCAAGCGAAAUGUGUCCCAAUACAAUAGUUUUGUGUCGUUGUCAGUGUGAACUAGCCAUAUUUUUGUGUAUUCUGUAAUCAACAAAAACAAAACUUUAAAACACCAGAUUGGACAGUUACCCCAUCAUAAGCUGAUGAGCAGGAACCUGAUAGCUGUCGGGUUACAACGCUUCAGUGUCAUCAACUGUCAGGACCUCAGAAAAACCACUGAUUUAUUGUUGGAAUUAAUUUCAAAUUUGAUAACAAUGACAAAAAAUAUUUUCAUAACAGUUUGAUUAAAUAAAUGAUUUUAAUGAAUCAUUUGAUAGAAAUGUUGUGGUACUGGUAGAAAAUGGGUUAUGUCCCUUGUGUUAUUACAGUUGCUGCCUGAUACUUGUGUUUAUGAUAUAGAUAUUAUGAUGCGAUAUAAAUACUGCUCAUAAUUGACAUGUUGAUUAACUUAGUGGUAGCUUGUAUGGGCAUAUUCCCAGUAAAUUCUUUUUUCUUUCGUGAGGGUGGAUCUGGAUUCAUAAGGGUGGAUCUGGGGGUUAUAACAAACACACUCUUGCCACUGCUGAUCUCAAGCAUUUAUUGACACAUAAUACAAUAUCAUUAGUGUUGUAAAACAACUGUCAGGUAUGUAGAAACAUCUAUAACAGUACUAUAUAUAUAUUAGAUGGAGGUUGACUGUCAAACCCUGGUGACCCAGUAGUACAGUCUACCAAGAGUUGGGAAGUCUGGGCUAAAUAUCUGUCUGGCCCUUACAAUUUGUCCUUCCCUGCUAUACAUACAGUAAGAUGUACAUAUAAUAUGUAUACUUAGAAAAAAAAUCACAA